This is a messenger RNA of Heterobilharzia americana, 4203 nucleotides long. The record is from the annotation of a GenBank genome assembly. NCBI's taxonomy places the organism in Eukaryota, Metazoa, Platyhelminthes, Trematoda, Strigeidida, Schistosomatidae.
AUGAGUGGAUCUAGACGGGGUCUUGUAGCACCACAAAAUACAUUUUUGGAUAAAAUUAUCCGACGAUGCAAUGGACAAUUUUAUAGUUUCGUAUUGGCUAAUGCACGUAUUGUCGACUAUCCAAUUGUUUAUUGCAAUGAAGGAUUUUCACGGUUAACUGGUUAUAGUCGUGUGGAUAUAAUGCAGAAGAGUGGGAGUUGUGCAUUCUUCUACGGAGAUCAGACAACUAAAGAGAUGCGUGAACGUCUACUGAAAGCACUAGACACUCAAACACCUGAUCAAAUUGAAAUGUUAUUCUACAAAAAGAAUCGUCUUCCAUUUUGGUUACUUGUUUGUGUGGCACCAGUACGGAAUGAAUGUGAAGAAGUAGUGCUCUUUCUACUGGCAUUUAGAGAUAUUACAGCACUUAAAACCCCAUUUGAGGAUGAAGAUACUGUAAAAGGUUUAAGUAAAUUUGCUCGACUGGCUCGUUCAGUUACACGGAAUCGUUCAGUUCUACAACAGUUGUCAGCAUCUCAGACGUCUUCACAAAGCACAGGAUUAAGUUUAUAUCGAAGUAACAGACUGACAACAUGUAGUGGAGGUGGUGGUGGAGGCGAUAAUGAUGGUGGCCAAAUGGAACAAUACAGUUCCCCAGCUUUGUCAAAUUAUCAAAAUCUCAGUACUACUGGUAGUUCACGGUUUCAUGAUUCCUCAAAAUCAGAUCCAGAGAAAGCUGCAAUGUCCACAUCUUCAUGGCUUGAUUUAGUUCCACCUUACAAACAAGAAGCCCCCAAGACUCCACCUCAUAUUAUAUUACAUUAUGUUGCAUUUAAAAACUACCUGGGAUUGGCUGAUCUUAUUUUUAACCGUAAAACAAUGGAUGAUGUCAGCUUUCUAGUUGUAGACAGUAUAGUUGAUGUGAUAUUUUUUAUAGAUAUUGUACUUAACUUUCAUACAACUUUUGUCGGUCCAAAUGGUGAAGUGAUAUCUGAUGCUACAAUUAUACGUAUCAAUUAUUUAAAAGGAUGGUUUAUUGUCGAUGUAUUAUCAUGUCUACCAUAUGAUGUAUUCAAUGCAUUUCAACCUGAAGCAACACAAAGUACAAUCAGUUCAUUAUUUGGUGCACUAAAAGUUGUUAGAUUAUUGAGAAUUGGUCGAGUUACACGUAAACUGGAUCAAUAUUUAGAAUAUAUGGCGGCUAGUUUACUUUUAAUGAUAUCUGGUUUUGUAUUACUUGCACACUGGUUAGCUUGUGUAUGGUAUAGUGUUGGUCAAACUGAUUUAAAGAAUGGUAUUUAUUAUGGAUGGAUACCAAGAUUGUUGAAUGAUAUUGACCAAGGCAAAACGAUACCAGCUAAUUGGACAAGUGGUAACCCUCCACUGCCGCGUACAAUGACGUAUGUGACAUCAUUAUAUUUCACAUUAUCUUUGAUAACAAGUAUCGGUUUUGGCAAUGUAUCAGCAACAACAUUUGGGGAAAAAUUAGUUGCAGCCGUUUUUAUGCUUAUAGGAGCUUUCGGUUAUGCGACAAUCUUCGGUAAUGUGACAACAAUAUUUCAAGGUAUGUAUGCAACCAGAUCCAGGUAUCAUGAUAUGAUGGCAUCAGUAAAAGAUUUUAUCAAAACCCAUAGUGUACCAAAAGAUUUAGCUGAACGUGUAAUUGAUUAUGUAACAUCAACGUGGGCGAUAACAAAAGGCAUUGAUACAGCAAAAGUAUUAAAUUACUGUCCAAAAGACAUGAAAGCUGAUUUAUGCAUUCACCUAAAUCGCAUGGUAUUCAAUGAACAUCCAGCAUUUCGAUUGGCUAGUGAUGGUUGUUUAAGAGCAUUAGCCGUGAAUUUUAAUACAAUACAUACAGCACCGGGUGAUUUGAUAUUUCAUCAGGGUGAAAGUAUUGAUCAAUUGUGUUUUGUUGUUUCUGGUUCAUUAGAAGUCAUUCAAGAUGAUGAAAUAGUUGCAUUCUUGGGUCGUGGAGAUGUAUUUGGUGAACCAUUCUGGAAAGAUCCAAAUAGUAUGAGUCAUUCAGCUGCUACAGUUCGUGCACUAACCUACUGUGAUUUACAUUGUAUCAAAAAAGAUUGUUUACUCCAAGUAUUAAAGUUUUAUUCAGCAUUCGCCAAUAGUUUUGCUCGUAAUUUGGUGCUUACAUAUGAUUUAAAACACGACAAACUAAACAAAUAUUCUAAUAUCUUCUUUUUAUUUCAGCUUAUCUUUCGUAAACUUGCUGAUGUUAGAAGAGAAUAUGAACUAGCUGAACAUCGUAAAGCUGAUAAUGCUUUAUCUAGUUUACGAGCAGAUCAUCCAGUUCGACGUAUGAUACAUAAAUUUCGUCGUAUCGGUGCACAUAAUCAAUCCACAAAUGAUUCACCAGUGGGUAGUGUUGGUGCCGGUGGUAUUGGCAGUAUCAGUGAUGCUGAAGUAAUGCGUCUUAGUCGUAAAUCAAUGACACUAGCUGAUUAUGAUGAUCUAGGCAAAGACUUAGAGUUCAACAUCAAAAGUGAAGAUAAACAAAAAUAUCAAAGUAAACUAGAAAGUCCAAGUACAUCAACUGUGACUAAUAAUAACAAUAAUAGUAAUCCUGUUAGCGCAUUAGAUGAAAUUGCAUCCAGAUGGGGUAAACGUAUGGAAAUGAAAGGUAAUAAGGUGAUUGUUUCAGAAUCAGUUCAACAGUCUAAUCGCCUUAGUAACGAUAUCACUACUAAUAGUAAUGAAAAUACAAAUACAUCUAACAGCAUUACUACUAACACUAAACCAUUGUUACAAUCGAAAUGGGGCAGUUUAAUGAAGUCAUCAACAAUCCAUGAAGAACAUGAUACAUACCAAAAUAAAUCAAAAAAUCUAUCAACUUCUGUAGAAGAUAAUUCUAAUCUUAAGGAGAACAAGAAAAAACUGGAAUUAUCUAAUGAAGCAAUUUUAGAGUCUUUAAUGAGAAUGCAAAAUGAACUGAAAUCAGAGUUGGGUAAUUUAAUGGAUCGUAUGAAUAGCAUCGAUGAUAAAGUAGCUCAACUUGUUUCUACUAUUGAAAUUAAGUCGACAACAGAUGAAAAUAAUCAUCAUGAAACUACACAUCAUCAAAAACAAACUCAAAACCAAAAAAAUAACUAUAGCCCUAAAAUACUAAAAUCAAUAUUUAUACCUCCUUUAUCGUCUACAGAAUCAUCUACCUCUUUGAAAUCUCGUCGGACUUCGAGUUUAGCGAUGUCAAAUAAAGUUCAUCCCUGGAACAAGAAAUUAAAAACAACAGUUUCACAAGAAUCAUAUAGUCAAAAUAAAACUCAGAAAUAUCUAACAAAUCCCAGUAAAGUUGAUGUGUAUAGUUUACAGUCUAGGCGUAGUCCACCAAGGCAACGUAUAUCCCAAUUUUAUAAACAAUAUUCAGGGGAGACAGACAGCCAAUUGGAGCCAAUGUCAACUGAAAGUGAGUCCUCACUACAGUCGAAUGAACAAAUCAAUAUGCAUACCUUGUCUUCUCAGAUUAUUUUCCCUAAAUUUAAACAAUCUAGUCAAGUACAUCCUCCAACACAGACAACUCACUUCUGUUCUGUUUCUUUACCGACAUCAGUUUACGGGAUGAAAAGUGUUCGAUCGCAUUUACCUUCAGAUUAUCGGCUUUCUUUACCAUUGACAGAGAGAGAAGAUUUUCCAUUUGAAGCAGUUCACUCACAACAUAUCAGUGUUACUGAUGGAAUGCAGUCUCAUCUGAAUCCUUUCAUUUCAAGUACUAGUAUAUCUGCUGAAAAUGUUUCUCAGACUGUUACACAUACUGUAAUAACAAGUUUACCGACAUUAAAACUUCCACCCUUAGUUGUACCAGAAAACUUAUCGCGUUUAGUUGGAUCAGAAAGUCUACUGCAACAGUCACCCAGUAGCGUACUAGUUACAACAACUGGGAGAACAGUGUUGAUACCUGGUGCAAAUUUACUUCAAACUGUUACUUCUGUGCCAAAUCCCUGUAAUAUUGUUCCUACUACAAGCAAUGAUCGGAUGUUUGUAAAUCUAUGGAAUCCUAGUGAAGUAUUACCAUCAGAUCCAUUGAACACUCAACAAAGAGGAUUACCCAUAUAUGACCAUUCAGUAAUAACUACAAUAACUACAACAGCAGAGACAUUCAUACCUAGUCAAACUCUAGAAGUACACAAUACAUACAUUCUUCAUUUACUCAACGAUCUAACGAUAACAAUAGUAAUGGUAAACAGCAUGAAACUAGGGAUUUCACUAUGA